Messenger RNA from Rhodotorula toruloides NP11, 489 nucleotides. RefSeq lists its product as uncharacterized. The record is from RefSeq and is a predicted model, not a curated record. Lineage: Eukaryota; Fungi; Basidiomycota; Microbotryomycetes; Sporidiobolales; Sporidiobolaceae. The coding region runs from base 1 to 489 and encodes 162 amino acids. The transcript has 2 exons.
AUGCCCGCCAAGACGAAGCGGGACGACGGACUCGUGCAACUGCCCGGCAGACGCCAUGCGUACCGUUUCACCCUGUGCACAGAACGCCGGACCGAUCUCAAGCCCAGCCAGGUUGCCAAACAUACGGCUUGCGAGCGACAUUGCGUCCGUCUCAGGUCCCGGCAACACCGCGAGACAAUUGAGGCGAUCCUGGCACAGAAACGAGCAGCUGCUCGAGAACCGGUGGAGGAACCUGUACAGCAGGACCGGAAGGCGGUCUCAGGCGUCGGGGAGCAAGGGACGUCCAAGCAAGAGGUCAAGUUUGACCCCGACCUCGACGACGGGCAGCCAAUCCAGGUCGCUCCCGAGCGAAUCUGGGAGCCGACGAAGCGGGCUCGUCCGUUGGCUCGUCAAUCGUCGAGCAAGCGGAAGUUCAAGCCGGGUUGGGAGGACGGCAGCGACCUCGCGGAAAGGAGGCGCACUUGGCAUGAACCGUUUGCGAUUCCGUAG